AGAAAUUUAACAGAUAUUCUUAAAACUACUAUUAAGAAGUUUAAUAUACAUUGCUGCAAUCGCAAUAGCGACUCCUGUCGAUGAAGUUUCGGAAAAUACGAGAAGCUAUCUAUCAAAUUACAUUUUAUCAGAAAACGUAAUGCCAAUAUACUAUAAAAUACAAUUCAAAUUUACUUCUGAGCUUCUUUUCGGCGAAUGCGGAAUCAUUAUUUAUAUUAUGGAUGCAACACAACACAUCGGUUUUCAUAUACCGUAUUCGAUGAGUAUAAUCAGAUCAGAUUUAAAACAAAUUAACAGUGUCCCCUUCAAAGCGAAACAAGAUCAAGUUUCAACAGAUGAUGACAAGAUUAUUAUGCUUCAUUUUGACAAAGUCUUAUUACAUGGCAUAUAUAUUCUGUAUAUACGAUUUCAUAUUCCUAUUGAAUUCAUAAUAGAUACUUUCGCAACUCUGCACAUAGGCAGAUAUGGAAACGUACACAAUAGGACAGAAGAGUGGGUAAUCAUAACAGGUGCCCAGACAAAAGAACAGAAAAUAUUGCCAUUUUGGAACAAACCAGAAUUAAAAAUUUGUUUCGACAUUUCCAUAAUGCAUCAUCAAAGAUACAAAGUUUUGUCAAAUAUGCCGAUACGAGAAUCUAAAUUGAUGGAAGAUGAUAUGAUGUUGACAUCUUUUUACAAAUCAAUUUCCACUAUAGAUAGUUUAGUAUUAAUGGAAUCCAGUUUUCAUAGGAUUACCAACUUAAAUAACGCAACUAGCAUGUGGUGCAGAUCGAAAUUAAUACCACAUGUAAAAUUUGCACUACAUGUUGCUGAAAAUAUUACUAUAUACUUAGAAAAAUAUUGGAUUAAUUUCAAAAAAAUUCUUGAAUGGGACCUUCUUUUUACUGAGAGAAAAGUGGAUCAUGUCGCAAUCCCUGAUUUAAAAGAUGAAGUUAAGCAGACUUUAGGAUUCGUUUUCUACAGAGAAGCAGAUAUAAUUUAUAAUGAAGAUCUAGAUCAUGUUGUUCGCAAAAUGAGAAUUGCACGCUUAAUAGCACGUGAGAUGAUACAAAAAUAUAUUGGCAAUCUGUUAAAUCCAUCUUAUUGGUUUCAUCAAAGGUUAAACGAAGGAUUUAUAAUGUAUUUUCAAGAAUAUAUCAUUGAGAAGGCUCUGCCAAAUUCCCGAAUGACGGAUUUGUUUAUAGUUCAAGUUCAACAUGAAAUACUCGAUCUAAACUCAUAUAUUGUUAUAAAUUUUGCUGUACAAUGUAAUUCCUAUCAUGAACAUUAUUACUCUUCUCUUUGUUUUCUCUUUCUCUUUCCUGUCAAAGCAUCCAUUAUAUGGCGUAUGUUAGAACGAACAUUACCACCUGAUAUAUUUUUCAUGGGAAUUAAUAAAUAUUUGAACAAUCAAUUCAAUGACCGUGAAGCAACAACUUCCAAUCAUUUAUGGAACGCUAUGCAAUCUACCAGGAUUGAAUUGGGUUUCAACUAUACGCUUAAUAUAAAAAGCAUAAUGGAUUCGUGGGCUAUGCAGAGAGGGUUUCCCAUAUUGAACGUGAUGCGAGAUUAUUCUAGAAAUGUUGUAAUUAUAUCGGUACAAUUUAACAACACAUUGGAUGAAGAGCAAUAUUAUAUACCUGUUACUUAUACUACGCAGUCGAACCCUAAUUUUACUAUAACUUUUACAAAUAAUUGGUUAACACCAUCGGAUUCAAAAAUUAAAUUCUUUCUUGAGAAAAAUCAAUGGAUUAUUUCCAACUUACAACAAGCAGGAUACUAUCGCGUUUAUUAUGAUACCGAGAAUUGGCGAAAAAUUGCCCGAUACUUAAAUUCUGAAGAAUAUAAAAAUAUACAUGUUGUCAAUCGAGCACAAAUCAUCAAUGAUGCAUUUCAUUUUGCGAUAGAGAAAAAACUUGACUUUUCCAUAUUUUGGCAACUUGCUAAUUAUUUAUCAAGGGAAAAAGAUUACAUAGCAUGGUAUCCUAUGAUCAAAACAUUUGAAUUUUUGUCGCAUUUCAUUCCAUUAUUAAAAUUUUAUCCUGAAUUUAAGGAAAAGUUAAAGUUUAAAUUUUUGAUACGGAAUAUUCAAUUAACGGAGUGGAAUUUAUAUGAAAAUAGCGCCGAUGAUCAUACUAAAUGUUUAAAACAAGAACUCGCAAAGUGGAAAUGUUUUAUAGAUGAAGUUUGGUGCAGAAAAUGGACCAUUCAGCAAUUGGAAUGGCACCUGUUAAAUCCUAAAGAAAAUAAACUUUCGCCUGUAUGGAAGAGAUGGACAUAUUGUAACAGAUUGAAAACGGCAGAUCGUGUAACAUGGGAGGAAUUUUUUCAGCAUUACAUGAAAGAAACUGAUGAUAUAAUUUUCGAAUGCCUGGCUUGCGUUGAAGAUUCUGAACUUAUAAUUAAUUAUUUAGAAAUAAAAUUACCACAAAUUUUGAUAAAUCCUAACCGUCCAAACGAGCAAGAUUUUGCUAAUAUUUUUCUUUCUACUCUUGCGAGGAAUACUAAGUAUAUGCUUAAAGAUUUAUUAAAUAAUUUCGAAAAAAUAAAAUACAGGGAAGUCAAUGAUAUUGUGUCUUUAAUUGUUAUGAUUAACAAUGUGUAUUCCAAGCAUCAAUUGGGCGAGAUAAGCAAUUUUAUAAAACAUGAAAUUGAAGCAUCAAUUCCAAUUUUGGACAUAAGAAGCAUUAUUCCCGAUGUUGAACACAAAAUAGAAAUACGCUGGUUGGAAAUUAAGAAGCAGAUAGAAUAUUUUCAAUUUUUGUACUUUAAUUAAAAAACUGAAGAUCUAUAAGGUAUCGAUGAAGUUAUUUAUACAGCAUGC
This is a messenger RNA of Camponotus floridanus (Florida carpenter ant), 2803 nucleotides long. RefSeq names its product aminopeptidase N-like. The coding region runs from base 140 to 2755 and encodes 871 amino acids. NCBI's taxonomy places the organism in Eukaryota, Metazoa, Arthropoda, Insecta, Hymenoptera, Formicidae. The record is from RefSeq and is a predicted model, not a curated record. Gene Ontology annotation, cellular component: cytoplasm. Gene Ontology annotation, biological process: proteolysis; peptide catabolic process. The transcript is spliced from 11 exons. Gene Ontology annotation, molecular function: zinc ion binding; peptide binding; metalloaminopeptidase activity.